CUCGACCUUCCUAACGGACCUUCAUGCCCGCGGGUUGCUUCCGGACGCGUACUUGCACAAGAUCCAAGCCCUCUGGGACAAGGAGCGGGUCAGCGUAGCAUUCGAACACUUUCAAGCGCUGUUGACACGCGCGCUUGGCGACGCCAGCGCCGACGAAGCAGCCGCAGCGAUCACGACCGAGAUCUCGGACAAGCUCGCCUUCCUCACUCACCUCGUGCAGUCGUGGGACACGGCGUCGUUUGGUGCCCCCGAAAAGGCGGCGCUGGUGGCCUACACGUCCACGCUCGCAGCCGAGCAUGCGGCAGCGGUGGCGCCACUGUAG
Molecule: messenger RNA, 322 nt
Organism: Saprolegnia parasitica CBS 223.65
Lineage: Eukaryota; Oomycota; Saprolegniomycetes; Saprolegniales; Saprolegniaceae
Exons: 3
Source: RefSeq, a predicted model, not a curated record